AUGGCUCAAGCUAAUGCUGGAAACCCAGAUAAGAUCAUGUGCCAUUGCAGGCACUGUUUAAAUGCAUGUUAUCAGCACUUUGAUAUCGUGUUUGCACAUGUGGUGAUGUUUGGAAUAGAACCAACAUACAAAACUUGGGUUUUUCAUGGAGAAAGUCCUAUGUCUCAACAAGAUGAAGGAGAUAGAGAUGAUGUGGAAAUGACAGAGGCGUGUAGGAUGUAUAGAAAUGUUUAUUUUAGUAGUGAUGAUGAUGGUGACAAUGACGAUGGUAAUGAUAUUAUAGAGCCUACAAAUGAAGGAAGAGAAACGGAAUUCAAAAUUUUUUUGGAAGAUACCAAAAGACAUCUAUAUCCUAGUUGCACAAAGUAUACUAGGAUUUCUGCCAUUAUUGCUUUAUACAAGCACAAAACUGCAUAUAAUCUAUCUGAUACAGGAUUUAGUGCACUCCUUAAAAUAGUGGAUGACAUGCUCCCAGAUGACAACACACUUCCCCUUAGUUUUUAUGAAACAAAAAAGUUACUCAAGACAUUUGAUUUGGGGUAUGAAAAGAUACAUGCCUAUCCCAAAAAUUUGAGGCUUGGCCUAUCUUCUGAUGGGUUCAAUCCAUUUGGGGAUCUUAGCUCUAGAUAUAGUUGUUGGCCAGUGAUGUAUAAUCUUCCUGAAUUGUCAUGCAUGUCUAAAGAGAAUAUGAUUCUCACAUUAUUAAUCCCAGGGCCAAAACAACAAGGGAAUGACAUUGAUGUAUACUUACAACCACUUAUAGAAGAUUUAAAAGAGUUAUGGGACAAAGGUGUGGAGGUUUAUGAUGCACACAGUAAGAUGAGGUUUAAUUUGAAGGCGGUUUUGAUGUGGACAAUGAAUGAUCUUCCAGCUUUUUCUAAUCUCUCUGGUUAUGGAACAAAGGGUAAAACAGCUUGUCCAACAUGUGAUGCUGACACAUGCUCUCAAUGGCUGAUUCAUUGUAAGAAACAUGUUUACUUGGGCCACCGACGAUUCCUUUCUUACAAUCACCCAUUUCGAAGGAAAAAACGUUGGUUGAAUGGAAAUGAAGAAAGAAGGGGGAAACCUAAAAUUUUGUCCGGAACAGACAUUCUUCGUGUAGUUAAGAAUAUUAAAAAGGAAUGGGGAAAAUAUAAAAAACAAGAUAAAAAGCGAAAGAAGUGUGAGAAAACUUCGGAUUGUCCUUGGAAGAAGAAAUUUAUUUUUUUCGAGUUACCAUAUUGGGAGGUAUUACUUUUGCGUCAUAAUUUAGAUGUGAUGCACAUUGAAAAAAAUGUGUGCGAGAGUAUUAUUGGAACGUUAUUGGAUAUGAAAGGAAAAUCAAAGGAUGGUCUCAAUUCACAUUUGGAUUUGCAAGAGAUGUGCAUUAGGGAUGAAUUGCAUCCAAUAAAGAGAGACAAUAAAUUUUACUUGCCAGCAGGACCUCACACGUUAUUAAAGAUGGAGAAACGGCGUUUCUGUGAAAGGUUACAACAGUUAAAAUUACCUGAUGGUUAUAGUUCUAAUAUUGGGAAAUGUGUCUUGAUAGAUGAAUGCAAGAUACUUGGCUUAAAGUCACAUGAUUAUCAUGUCUUAAUGCAACAAUUGUUACCAGUUGCAUUACGGGGUAGUCUACAGAAGGGUUCUAGGAAUGCAAUAUUUUGA
This is a messenger RNA of Cornus florida, 1644 nucleotides long. RefSeq lists its product as uncharacterized. Lineage: Eukaryota; Viridiplantae; Streptophyta; Magnoliopsida; Cornales; Cornaceae. Bases 1 to 1644 code for a protein of 547 amino acids. The record is from RefSeq and is a predicted model, not a curated record. The transcript is spliced from 3 exons.